AACCGCAUGCACGAGUCCCUGCACCUCUUCAACAGUAUAUGCAACCACAAGUUCUUCGCCGCCACCUCCAUCAUCCUCUUCCUCAACAAGAAGGACCUUUUCGAGGAGAAGAUCAAGAAAGUCCACCUCAGCAUCUGCUUCCCAGAAUACGACGGCCCCAACACGUUCGAGGACGCGGGGAAUUACAUCAAGACGCAGUUCCUGGACCUGAACAUGCGGAAGGACGUCAAGGAGAUCUACAGCCACAUGACCUGUGCCACAGACACCCAGAACGUCAAGUUCGUCUUCGACGCCGUCACGGACGUCAUCAUCAAGGAGAACCUCAAGGACUGCGGCCUCUUCUGA
Molecule: messenger RNA, 345 nt
Organism: Mesitornis unicolor (brown roatelo)
Lineage: Eukaryota; Metazoa; Chordata; Aves; Mesitornithiformes; Mesitornithidae
Product: guanine nucleotide-binding protein G(t) subunit alpha-2
Exons: 2
Biological process (GO): detection of chemical stimulus involved in sensory perception of bitter taste; adenylate cyclase-modulating G protein-coupled receptor signaling pathway
Cellular component (GO): photoreceptor outer segment; photoreceptor inner segment; heterotrimeric G-protein complex
Molecular function (GO): G protein-coupled receptor binding; G-protein beta/gamma-subunit complex binding; GTP binding
Source: RefSeq, a predicted model, not a curated record